Rhizophagus irregularis DAOM 181602=DAOM 197198 is the source of this 438-nucleotide messenger RNA. RefSeq lists its product as uncharacterized. The record is from RefSeq and is a predicted model, not a curated record. Lineage: Eukaryota; Fungi; Glomeromycota; Glomeromycetes; Glomerales; Glomeraceae.
AUGGUUAAUGCUAUUCCACUUCAGAAAAGAGCAACUGUAUUUGGAAAAUGUCCUCCCAUACCUGAUUUACCUACUCAACCAGAAGAAAUCUCUGUAUCAAUUUCACCUGAUCCUGUCGUUCCUGGACAAACUGAUACUUUUACUGUUUCCGGAACACUAUCGAAAGAAAUCACCGAUGAAUACAAGCUUGUUAUCGCAUUGGCUGAUCUUUCAGGAAAAACUUACGCUGCUUAUUUUGAGGAUAUGCCUCCAACUAAACCCAAUACCCCAUUUAAUGUAGUAAAAACAGAAUCAAUACCAGAAGAUUUACCUCAAUCAUACGCUAUUGGGGUUGGUGUUACAACAUUAGCUAAUCCACCUGAUGUUAUUGGCUGUGCAUUGGCAGUUGUUGGUGGUUCCUCGUCUAAUAUCGCUUCAUUUCCUAUCGCUAUCCCAUAA